AUGGCCGACCGUGCUGAGAAGAUGAGGCGUCGACUGACGCAGCACUCAUCCGGUGCACAAGCAGCUUCCUCCUCACUCCCUUCUCCGGCUUCCCGGGCGACUCCACCUCCACCAUGGAACGUGGUGGAGUUGUCGCCGUCUCCUGUCGCCUCACCUUCCAAGCUUCUGCCUCUGGUACCAACGGAGAGCCAAAAACCUCACCUUCCAGCUAGAGAUGAGGAAGCGGAUGCGGGCGCUAAAGUCUACGUUGCAGACCCUCAGCAAUCACCUGCGUCAAUCAGAGGAGGCUCGUCAAGAAGAACAUGCUACCUUCAUCAAGGCGAGGGAGGUCCACACAGCCGAACUCUUGAGAGUCACCCGCCAAUAGAGGAGGAGCGAGACAAAGCUAUCGCCGCUGCUGCCACCGCCGUUGCUUUUGAGGCGGACGUGAAGUCGGCGGUCGAGGGGUGGGGCUUCACGCCGGUGCUGGACCUUCUGCCGGCCCCUGAGGCGGCCGUGGCGACCACUGAUCCUUCUCCGGCGGCCCUUCCUGUGGCGGACCCAAUUGUGCCGGCUGAGCCGCUGCCUUCAGCAGAAGACCCUUCGCCUACUCCUCCAGCUGGAACAUCGGUAGAGGAGCAAGUCGAGGAGGUCAACGCUGAUGUACCUUCCCUCGUAGCUUAG
Ipomoea nil (Japanese morning glory) is the source of this 663-nucleotide messenger RNA. Its product is annotated as MEF2-activating motif and SAP domain-containing transcriptional regulator-like. The record is from RefSeq and is a predicted model, not a curated record. NCBI's taxonomy places the organism in Eukaryota, Viridiplantae, Streptophyta, Magnoliopsida, Solanales, Convolvulaceae. Bases 1 to 663 code for a protein of 220 amino acids. The transcript is spliced from 3 exons.